Molecule: messenger RNA, 3677 nt
Organism: Drosophila miranda
Lineage: Eukaryota; Metazoa; Arthropoda; Insecta; Diptera; Drosophilidae
Gene: Sb
Product: serine proteinase stubble
Exons: 11
Coding region: 1055-3409 (784 amino acids)
Biological process (GO): proteolysis
Molecular function (GO): serine-type endopeptidase activity
Source: RefSeq, a predicted model, not a curated record
AGCCGGCCGGCAGUCGUCUGUCUCUGCUGUCUCUAUCUCUGUGUGUGUGUGUGUCACAAGGAUCCAGGUCCCAGAUCUGUGGCAAGAGCAGGAUGCGAAUGUCGCAUCCAUGUCGCGCUCGCUAACGGCUCUUUAGCGGUUCUCAAUACUCAAUACUCAAUUCUCAAUACUCGUAUCUCGUUCUGUUCCCUCUGUCUGUGUUCGGGCUCGGGGGCCUGCCUGUGCUGGACCUGGAGCUGAAGCUGGAUGGAGUGUGCUAAUGUGAUAAGCCGCUUAAGCCGCAAUCGACUUUGGCUUCGACUCUGAGCUGGAGUUCACCUGAGAGCCAACAUUUGUGGCCUCCCCACCUGGUGAACAGUGCCUGCCAGCCAGCCCCAUAAACGAACGCCCACAAACCGAGGCGUGGCGCGGCGAGGCGGUGAGAAAAAGAAAAGUGAAGUCCAACGAAAGUGAAAAAUCAAUCCAAUCGAAUCGCAGGAAAAUCUCCGCUCGGCUCCAAACUAAAUCAAAAACAGAGCCCAAAACAAAUAAACCCGAGGGGCUCCCAAAUAAAACAAAAGCCAAAUCAAGGUUCAGCAACAAUUAAUUCCGAGUGCCGUUGGGGAUUGCUCGGGGCUGUUCGUGUUGCAUUUAUAUUGCCACUCGAAACAAUAUUUACAAAAGUCUUUAUGGCCACACAGUGAAAUGCAAAUCAAUUAAACAAAAAAACACAAACAAAGGCAGCAGAGAAAAAGCAGAAAACAAAUAAAUAUUCGUUACAAUUUGAUUAAACGCGAUUUAUUGACCAUGAAAACGGUGGAAAGUCCGAAUUGUAUUUAAGAAACGAGAAAAUUCCGAGAAAAAAAACCGGAGGAAUGCGUGCAAAACAGAAAAGAAAACUUUGAAAAACGCGGCCAAAAUGGCAACCAGUGAAAAUCAAAGUUAAUAAAGUUCAUUGUUCUAUAUAGAUACUCGAGCUAUAGACUCUCCGACCGGGCCCCAAGUUCAACGAUCCGAAGGCGAAGUGCUACCAAAAACCGAACUGAAAGUCUAACAUGCGCCCGGCACGUUACCGAUGAAGCAAGCAACUUUAAUCAGACCCAGACACAGACUUGGACACAGCAGAAGCCCAGCAGCAGCAAAAGGAGGAGAAGCAGCAGCAGGAGGAGGAGGAGGAGCAGCAGCAGCCACCACCAAGAUGUGUCCCAAACGGCAUUGGCUAGUCAACAAAGCAACGGCAGCGGGAAAGGGUAGCAGGCGGAGUCUAGACCAAAUAGUAGAAGUAUUAGUAGCCUUAAUCUUAGUCAAUUGCCUCGUGGCCACAGCGACAGCGGCCCUGAUCACGCCACCCCACGAUCUGGACUCCAUCGAAGAUGAGGAUCUGUCGGGCUUCUAUCGCAGCCCCCACCGGCUGGAGGGCUACCAGCAGCAGCAGCAGCAGCAGCUGCAGCAGCGGAACAGCCAGAACUUCAAGAUCAGCCCCAAGCCGUGCUCCUUCGGGCGCGUGGAGGGCACCUGCAUGUUCGUGUGGGAGUGCAUCAAGAGCGAGGGCCGCCACGUGGGCAUGUGCGUGGACUCGUUCAUGUUCGGCUCCUGUUGCACGCACAACUACACGGACAACAUUGUCCUGCCGCAGACGGCCUUCUCGUACACGAGACCCACCAAGCCGCUGACACUAAGGCCGCGUCCGCCGCCCCCCGCCUACAAGCCGAUGAUUAGUGGGAUGACCACCAUCGAGCGACCACAUGGCGCUGGCACGUUGGUGAUUCGUCCUUCGGGUCCGCACCACCAGGGCACCCUGGCACGCCCACAUCCUCCGCCCUACCAGAGCAAGCCCACAACAGCCUCGGAUCUGCUGAGUGCCGCCUCCAUGCACGCCGGUUCGAGCUCCAGCUCCAGUUCAAAUAGCAUUUGGCAUACAUCAACCCAGCAGCAGCAGCAGCAGCAGCAUCAACAGAAUCAACAGAAUCACUGGCAGAUGACCACCGAACCGAGCUUUAUUACCAGGCCGCGACCCACCGGCUGGACGAAGCCCGGCAUCGUCAAUCUCCCAAUGUCCGGCCCACGUCCCUCGAAGCCAUCGAAGCCCACAAAGAAACCGAUUGUCUACGAGCGGCCGCCACCGCCACCGCCACUGCCACCAUCAUCCACGACGACAUCAUCGACGACGACGACGAGGACGACGAUCCAGACACAGGGCCCCACCAGGCCACAGCUGUCGGCGGGCACAUCAUUAGCCACAUCGUCGGCUUACCCAACCUUCUCCACAUCGAAGGCUACGACGACAACAACGACGACGACGACCAGGAGAACGACCACACCAGCUCCGACAACAACGACAACGACAAGGAGAACUACCAGCAACGCAAGGCCCUACCAGAGGCCCACCACAGAGAGCAGCAGCACAACGAGGAGUUCGACAACCACUGCCAAGACACCCACCACGACCAGAACACAUCCUAGUCCCAGCAGCAGCAGUGGAGGCAUCAUCUCCAGCAGCAGCAGCAGUCGGCCCACGCAUCGGCCCAUCGGUGGCGGCGGAGAGGGGGGCCAUAUCGAGACCAACGAGAUAACGGACUCCUCCACACACGAUGGGGCGGCGGGCGGGGCAACGACGGCGCUGGGGCAUGUGAAGACCAUUUCGGCGGCGCGCAGCGAAUGCGGCGUCCCGACGCUGGCACGGCCCGAAACGCGAAUUGUGGGCGGCAAGAGUGCGGCCUUCGGUCGUUGGCCCUGGCAGGUGUCGGUGCGACGCACCUCCUUCUUUGGCUUCUCGAGCACCCAUCGGUGCGGUGGCGCUUUGAUCAACGAGAACUGGAUAGCCACAGCCGGUCACUGUGUGGACGACCUGCUCAUCUCUCAGAUACGCAUCCGCGUGGGCGAGUACGACUUCUCCCAUGUGCAGGAACAGCUGCCCUAUAUAGAGCGCGGCGUGGCCAAGAAGGUGGUCCAUCCGAAGUACAACUUCUUCACGUACGAGUACGACCUGGCGCUGGUCAAGCUGGAGCAGCCGCUCGAAUUUGCGCCGCAUGUCAGUCCCAUUUGUCUGCCCGAGACGGAGAGCCUUCUAAUUGGCAUGAAUGCCACGGUCACCGGCUGGGGUCGUCUGAGCGAGGGCGGCACCCUGCCCUCGGUCCUCCAAGAGGUCUCCGUUCCAAUUGUAAGCAACGACAAUUGCAAGUCCAUGUUUCUGCGCGCCGGACGCCAAGAAUUCAUACCAGACAUAUUCCUGUGCGCGGGCUAUGAGACGGGAGGCCAGGACUCUUGCCAGGGCGACUCCGGCGGACCUCUGCAGGCCAAAUCGUCGGAUGGUCGCUUCUUUUUGGCUGGCAUCAUCUCCUGGGGCAUUGGCUGUGCGGAGGCCAAUCUGCCGGGCGUGUGCACGCGCAUCUCCAAGUUUGUACCCUGGAUACUGGAGCAUGUCAGAUGAUGAUCAGAUGAUCAGACGAUCGCUCGCUCGACUUUUGUUAUUGUUUUAAUUUAUCAAGUUGUAUCUAUAUAAGAUUUGUGUGAUUUAUCUUAAAGGAAUGUUAAGCGUAGUUAGCUUCAAUUUAAACAAUUUAAUAAUCAGCAUUGACACACUGCCACGCCCCCUGCCCAAGCACACACACACACACUAACACUAACACACACGACGAGUCAACGCCCAUUAAGUUUAGUCUAGCGAAAAAUGUUAGAUCCAUAAGUUGUCUAACACU